Cryptomeria japonica (Japanese cedar) is the source of this 1495-nucleotide messenger RNA. RefSeq names its product WD repeat-containing protein VIP3. NCBI's taxonomy places the organism in Eukaryota, Viridiplantae, Streptophyta, Pinopsida, Cupressales, Cupressaceae. The record is from RefSeq and is a predicted model, not a curated record. Gene Ontology annotation, molecular function: protein binding. The transcript has 2 exons. Gene Ontology annotation, cellular component: Cdc73/Paf1 complex. Bases 202 to 1170 code for a protein of 322 amino acids.
GCUUAUACGCUAGAAAUACGCACUAUUUAUCAAAGCUGCAGUAGAGCCUGUUGUGUAUCGAGGGUAGAGGAAGAGGAAGAGGAAGAGAGAGGAAGAAUAAUUAUUGGGAAGCAAGAGUAGCAAGAAGCAUUAGAGCCUGUUGCGUAUCCUGUGGAAAAUCGGAGGAAGAGAAAAAGGAAUUAUUGGGAAAGUGGAAUUGGAAUGAAGCUUGCAGGUCUGAAAACUGUGCAAAAUGCGCACGGGGAGUCCAUUUGGGCGGUGACGUGGGUGCCUGGAACAGAUUCGAGCCCACCUUUGCUUCUGAGUGGAUCAGUGGAUGAGAGCGUAAAGAUAUGGCGGGGCGACGAAUUGGAGGAGGAGGCGUGCAACACUGGGCACUCGCUGGGAGUGGUGGCGGUGGCGGCACAUCCAGCGGGCUCAAUUGCGGCCUCCACCUCCCUCGACAGUUUCGUUCGCGUCUUCGACGUCCACUCCAACUCCACCAUCUCCAUCCUCGAUUCGCCCCCAUCAGAGGCCUGGAACAUGCACUUCCAUCCCAAGGGUGACUUAUUGGCUGUUGCUGGAGGAGGCAGUGCUUCUGUGAAGCUAUGGGAUACUGCUACAUGGCGGACAGAUGUUUCUCUUGCAGUUCCCAGAGGAGAGGGUGCCAAUGGAAAGUCAUCAGACAAGUCUGGAGGAAAAUUUGUUCUGGCUGUUGCAUGGAGCUCUGAUGGCAGAAGACUUGCAUGCAGCACAAUGGAUGGAACGAUAGCUGUGUUUGAUGUGGCACGUGGCAAAUUUUUAUACAAUUUGGAGGGUCACUAUAUGCCUGUGCGAUCUCUUGUGUUUUCUCCCACUAAUUCACGGAUCCUAUACACUGCUUCAGAUGAUACACAUAUUCACUGCUAUGAUGUAGAAAACAAGAGCCUCAUCUGUGCCAUGUCUGGACAUACAAAUUGGGUUCUGAGCAUUGAUGUGAGUCCCGAUGGUCAAGCCAUUGCCUCCGGAUCUAGUGACAGGACAGUUAGACUUUGGGACCUUUCCAUGAGGGCGUCUGUUCAAACAAUGACCAACCAUACUGAUCAAGUGUGGGGUGUAGCAUUUCGUCCACCUGGGGCUCAAGAUGUGAGAACAGGCAGACUUGCAAGUGUUUCUGAUGACAAAAGCAUAUCAUUGUAUGACUUCACUUGAGCUUUGUUGUCUGCAGGUUUUUGAGGGUUUUGGUCUUUUAAUGUGAUCUUUAUGAUUUCUGUUUGUCUACCCAGUUAAUGGUUGAGCCCAUGACUUCUACUUCCACCUUAGAGAAAAUGGUUUUUUUUGUAAAUUUAUGUCACAUUGCAUAAAGUAUCUUGCUCAUCCUUCAUUGAUCUCAGUUACAAUUUAUAAGCUUCUUACAAAAGUCUGGAAUUGAUUUUUCAGAGGACAGAAAAAUUACAGAUUCCAUUAUUCAGCCUAAUGAAGAAUAUGAAAUAUGUUUUCCAGAAAUACUUAACACUAUUGGACUUUUCAGGGUUUA